CCAGACGGUUCCCCUGAAACAAGCGAACUCAUUCAAGGGUUUGUGGCUGGAGGUCCUGUGUCAAACGUUAAAAGAUGUUUUUGACAAGAUCGGAGUAUGACAGGGGUGUGAACACAUUCUCUCCAGAAGGAAGAUUGUUCCAGGUUGAAUAUGCCAUAGAGGCUAUAAAGUUGGGCUCCACAGCCAUCGGCAUCCAGACAUCAGAGGGGGUGUGUCUGGCUGUGGAGAAGAGGAUCACCUCUCCGCUGAUGGAGCCCAACAGCAUUGAAAAAAUCGUUGAGAUUGACAGUCACAUCGGUUGCGCCAUGAGUGGCUUGAUAGCUGAUGCCAAGACUCUGAUUGACAAAGCAAGAGUGGAAACACAGAACCACUGGUUCACUUACAAUGAGACGAUGACAGUGGAGAGUGUGACUCAGGCUGUGUCCAACCUGGCGCUGCAGUUUGGGGAGGAGGACGCUGAUCCUGGUGCCAUGAGUCGACCAUUUGGAGUAGCACUUCUGUUUGGAGGAGUUGAUGAAAAAGGCCCCCAGCUGUACCACAUGGACCCAUCAGGAACCUUUGUGCAGUGUGAUGCCCGGGCCAUCGGCUCAGCAUCUGAGGGAGCACAGAGCUCUCUGCAAGAGGUCUACCACAAGUCCAUGACAUUAAAAGACGCCAUCAAGUCGUCUCUGACCAUUCUGAAGCAGGUGAUGGAGGAGAAGCUCAACGCGACCAACAUUGAGCUUGCAACAGUAGAGCCCGGGAAGACCUUCCACAUGUAUUCCAAAGAGGAGCUGGAGGAUGUAAUCAAGGACAUCUAGAGCAGAAAAGACUUGGAAGUCUUGGUUUGAGUUCUGGGCAGGAGAGAACGUGAAAGUACACCUGGGCCGAAUGUCACAACACAACCACAACUUUUCCAUCAGCACAUUCUCCUUGCUGCAUUCAGAAUUUUUUGGAUCGCUAAAGAGGUUCCUCUUUGUAAUGUGCUAAUUUUUACUUCUUGUCUCUCGGUAUCUGUACUACUCUGUACGGGAGUCUGACCAGCACUUACAACUGAGUGGCAGGAGAACAGUAGGGAUUGGGGGGGGGGGUAUUUUUUGUUACGAAUCAGUACUACAAUUAAAGUUGUAUUCAGAAAGUGGUCUGACUCUUGCUGUUUUUGUGUAUCUCUUGUGUUAUCUUACUGUUUAAAGUACGAAAGUUGAAAGCUGGAGGAUUGUGUUUGUUUUCACAGUGGAAUCUGAAAGUCUGUCCACUGUCAAAAAAAGAUAGCAUGGUUUAAUCAGAAACACACACAUAUGUUUAGGGGUUUAAGAUGCUGACCAUGUUGUUACAGAGUAAUUGUUGCAUGUCAUCCCCCAUCUCUUUCUUCCCUUGUUUCCUGUCACUAAUAAAGGCAAAAAUGCCCCCCAAUAAUAUUAAAA
Messenger RNA from Chelmon rostratus (copperband butterflyfish), 1403 nucleotides. It is a transcript of the gene psma5, whose product is annotated as proteasome 20S subunit alpha 5. Gene Ontology annotation, cellular component: nucleus; proteasome core complex, alpha-subunit complex; proteasome core complex. Gene Ontology annotation, biological process: proteasome-mediated ubiquitin-dependent protein catabolic process. The record is from RefSeq and is a predicted model, not a curated record. The transcript is spliced from 10 exons. Lineage: Eukaryota; Metazoa; Chordata; Actinopteri; Chaetodontiformes; Chaetodontidae. Bases 75 to 800 code for a protein of 241 amino acids.